Molecule: messenger RNA, 855 nt
Organism: Paecilomyces variotii
Lineage: Eukaryota; Fungi; Ascomycota; Eurotiomycetes; Eurotiales; Thermoascaceae
Exons: 2
Coding region: 1-855 (284 amino acids)
Biological process (GO): cellular response to glucose starvation; protein catabolic process in the vacuole
Source: RefSeq, a predicted model, not a curated record
AUGCCAACUUCCAUCCGGGAUGACAGUGUACUGGAGGAGGAGCCCUCGCUGAACGCUGAUUACCUGGCUCAUCCAUGGUCAGAUGAAGAUCUUUGGUUAACGAGGCGGUAUAUUCGAAGGAAACGUAUAGCUCUGGAAAGUUCAGUUAGGUUAGAGAAUGCUCUGUGGAGAGCAUGGAACAAGAAAGAUUGCCCUGCAGGCACAGUGUCUCCCAGGAGGAUCAAUUGGGAUAAGGACAGUGAUAUUACCUGGCUAUAUGGCCCGUGGCAAAGGAGCAUUCCAUCACGACCGAGAAGUCCAUCUCAUCACUCACGAUGGAAUACCACAUUAUCAGCGAAUCUUCCCAAGAAGCCUGCUUUGAAGAAGGCAUCUCGGAUUCCCGUCCAGUCGAAAGUCACACAGCUCCAAGUAUUCCCAGAAGACAGAUAUAGCCCUCGCGCCGUCUCUGUCAGGAAUUAUAAUUCUCCCGAACUCCUUCAAAAAUCAGUAUCUGGGACAGCUUUUUCACGCUUAGUCAAGUCUGCGACGAGAUGUGUGAAGUUUGCAUUUGAUCGCAAUCCUGCCCCAGCGCUCUCAUCAAGGCGCAGCGAUGAUAGAAUCCGCUUCGAUGCUGAAGAUCGGCAAUGUGUUGGUGCCCAGACUACCAAAUGGGCUUCGUUUUUGGGCGAAGGUAAUAGUCCAUGGACAUCUGAAGUGGUGAUUGAUCAUUUGCAACUCCCAGCCUAUGACGCUUCUUCGAAACCUGAGAUACACCACCAGGAAUGGGUGAUUAAUCCAUCGAUCAAAUAUCUACCUUCAACGACUCUCAACCGUCCCAUGGAGAACUACAUAACCUUACCGAGUUAUUCCAGUUAA